Striga asiatica is the source of this 633-nucleotide messenger RNA. Lineage: Eukaryota; Viridiplantae; Streptophyta; Magnoliopsida; Lamiales; Orobanchaceae. The record is from the annotation of a GenBank genome assembly.
CAUCACUUACAUUGUGCCUGCUACUCCAGUGCUCAUGUGUGUCAUUUUGUCAUCAUACAAUUUGGCCAAUCCGAAAUCCGAGAUCUUAGGGGCAAGUUCGGAAUCAAGCAAGAUGUUACUGGCCUUCACGUCCCGGCCGUGAUUCCUCGUGAAGGUACGCGAGACCUCUUGCAACCCCCAAGCAAAUCUGGUAACGUGUUCCCCAGUCCAGGAAUAAACUUUUCCUUCCUGAAGUUAAGUUUCAUCAAUUUAUGUCAUUCUCAAUCCCAAAUAUCAAAUAAUAGAAAAGCUGAUGAUGAUGUCCAAACAAUAUUUGGUCGAGGCUCUUGUUCUCGAGAUACUCAUAGACGAGCAAGCGUUUAUCACCCUCGAUACAACAGCCGUACAGUUUCACAAGGUUACGGUGUUGCACGGCGGAUAUUGUGGCAAUUUCCGCAAGGAACUGACUCUUUCCCUGACGUGAUGCCACUGACAGUUGCUUCACUGCAACUGCUCUCCCAUCUCCAAGUGAACCCUGUUUUUCCCAAGUCCAAAACCUCCCUCUCCCAGCUUAUUAUCAGCAUUGAAGUCAUUCGUAGCGGCUUUAAGUUCGGCAAAACUGAAAGUGUAAGGUCGUGCUUCGAGCCCCAGUAA